AUGAGCGCUCAACGGAUGGGAAUAAGGCAGGUAUGGGCGCUCACGGAUGAGAGUGAGGACGGGUAUGGGCGCUCAACGGAUGGGAAUAAGGGCAGGUAUGGGCGCUCAACGGAUGAGAGUGAGGGCGGGUAUGAGCGCUCAACGGAUGGGAAUAAGGGCAGGUAUGGGCGCUCAACGGAUGAGAGUGAGGGCGGGUAUGGGCGCUCAACGGAUGGGAAUAAGGGCAGGUAUGGGCGCUCAACGGAUGAGAGUGAGGGCGGGUAUGAGCGCUCAACGGAUGGGAAUAAGGGCAGGUAUGGGCGCUCAACGGAUGAGAGUGAGGGCGGGUAUGGGCGCUCAACGGAUGGGAGUGAGGGCGGGUAUGGGCGCUCAACGGAUGAGAGUGAGGGCGGGGAUGGGAGUGAGGGCGAAUAUUUCCAAGAAUAUCUCCAGAUACCUCCAGAUAUCUUCAGAUAUCUUCAGAUAUCUUCAGAUAUCUCCAGAUAUCUUCAGAUAUCUCCAGAUAUCUUCAGAUAUCUCCAGAUAUCUUCAGAUAUCUUCAGAUAUCUUCAGAUAUCUUCAGAUAUCUUCAGAUAUCUUCAGAUAUCUCCAGAUAUCUCCACCUUCGUGUACAGACAUCGCUCGUAA
Messenger RNA from Procambarus clarkii (red swamp crayfish), 627 nucleotides. The record is from RefSeq and is a predicted model, not a curated record. NCBI's taxonomy places the organism in Eukaryota, Metazoa, Arthropoda, Malacostraca, Decapoda, Cambaridae.